GAUUCCUUGCAGUUGCAGGAGACCUCUCUCUCUCUCUCUCUCUCUCUCUCCCUUCCACCUCAACCAACAAGGACACCAACUGCUUGGCUGGCUGUGAAUUACUAGGGUUCCGAGAUCGAGUCCGAGAAUUCUGAUCGAGGGCGAAUUGAUCCAGCGGGAGAAAGAUGAGUGAGGUGUUCGAUGGGUACGAGCGCCGUUACUGCGAGCUCUCCGCCAAUCUCACCAGAAAAUGCAACUCUGCUUCUCUCCUUGCUGACGGAGACAAAAAGACUGAACAGAUCUCUGAGAUCAAAGCAGCACUUGAUGAAGCUGAUGUUUUGAUACGAAAAAUGGAUCUUGAGGCUAGAAGUUUGCAGCCAAGCGUCAAAGCAAUGCUUCUUGCUAAGCUUAGAGAAUACAAAUCCGAUCUGAAUAAUUUGAAGAAGGAAUUCAAAAGGGUUUCUUCACCUGAUGCUAACCUGGCUUCACGCGAAGAGCUGUUGGAGUCGGGAAUGGUAGAUCCUCAUAUGGCUUCUGCAAAUCAAAGAGAAAGGCUUGCUUUUUCAACCGAGAGAUUGAAUGAUUCCAGUGACAGAAUUAAAGAGAGCAGAAGAACCAUACUCGAGACGGAGGAAAUCGGGGCGUCAAUCCUCCAGGAUCUUCAUCAGCAGCGCCAGACUCUCCUUCAUGCCCAUGAAAAGCUGCAUUGGGUGGACGAUGCGAUAGAUAAGAGUAAAAGGGUAUUGACUGCCAUGUCAAGGAGGAUGACGAGGAACAAGUGGAUCAUCGGGUUGAUAAUUGGAGCUCUCAUUCUCGCUAUUGUCCUCAUUCUCUACUUCAAGCUCUCUCAUUAACCAUACCUUGUAAGUGGAAUACUUGGAGAAUUCUAGUCCAUGCUUUUCCGAUAUUGUAUUGUACAUAAAGAUUACUUGAAAGACUUGUGUGUCAUAAGACUUCAUAUAUGUGGCUCCACUCGCAGUGAACCUGCGGACUGAAUACUGAUGCAAUGCCCAAUUAUCUUUGUAUUACAAAUAACGCGAGUGCUUUUCGUA
Punica granatum (pomegranate) is the source of this 1031-nucleotide messenger RNA. The record is from RefSeq and is a predicted model, not a curated record. NCBI's taxonomy places the organism in Eukaryota, Viridiplantae, Streptophyta, Magnoliopsida, Myrtales, Lythraceae.